Messenger RNA from Cydia pomonella (codling moth), 1702 nucleotides. RefSeq names its product fez family zinc finger protein 2-like. Bases 131 to 1228 code for a protein of 365 amino acids. Gene Ontology annotation, biological process: regulation of transcription by RNA polymerase II. Gene Ontology annotation, molecular function: chromatin insulator sequence binding; zinc ion binding. Gene Ontology annotation, cellular component: chromosome; nucleus. The record is from RefSeq and is a predicted model, not a curated record. The transcript has a single exon. Lineage: Eukaryota; Metazoa; Arthropoda; Insecta; Lepidoptera; Tortricidae.
AAAAUGCUUUACCUUGAUUCAUAGCACAUUCAUUGUGAAUAAAAUAGAGUAUACACAAAUGAAAUUAAUAAAACCUAGUCACCUAAGAUAUCACUUUUAUUGAUUGUACAAAGAAAGAGAUCAGGGAAUAAUGGUUACCGCCUAUUACAUCUCGAAAUUAUCUAAGAAGUCCGAUAAUCUCGCCAUUGACAAAUACUAUCAAUAUUUACUAAAAAACUUCGUGUGCUUAAAAACAGAGGAUGAUGUUCAAAAUCAUUGCAGAGUGUGUUUAAAACCUAGCAGUGUCUCUAUAUAUGAUAACUAUAAUUCUUCAGAUAUACUGGAUGUAUUGAAAAGUUGGAGUGGCGUUACUAUCGAAGAAAACGAUGAAUAUCCUCAAAGUUUAUGCUCGAAAUGUUACAUGUUUAUAAAAACGGCUAUUUUGUUCAAAAAGAAAGCGCAGCAGACUGAGGCAGCUUUAAAGCAAUAUCACUACUUUAAAGUUGAAGCUAAUUGUGAGGGCUCAGGUCUGAGUCAGAACUUUAAUGAUGAUAGGGAUGACGAUACAACGGAUCAGUUAGAUGCUGAUGGAGACAGCUGGCCAACUGAGGAGCCCGCUAUCAAUGUACCAGUCAAACCAGACAAGAAUGAGGAAAAAGUAAAACUUUCACCUAAAGUCACUUGCAGAAUAUGUGGAAAAAUUGUAAACAGAUCAUACUACAGAGAACAUCUCACAAUGCAUGACCCUAAUCCCCAUCAAUGGGUCUGUGAAGUUUGCGGGAAAUCCUUCCGCUUAAGAUGUGCCUACCACAACCACAGCUUGCGUCACAGGAAUGAUUUUCCCCACAAAUGCCCCAUAUGCCCUUACCGGGGCCGCUACAAAGAACUACUGAAAACUCAUAUGCGGACACACUCUGGAGACUACCGAUACAUGUGUACUGAAUGCCCAGCAAGAUUCCUAUUUAAAAGUAAUCUAAACACACACAUGCUGAAACAUAAAGAGCCUCAAUUUAAGUGUGAUUCUUGUAAAAGAGCUUUUCACUCCAAGCUGUUUUUACAAAGGCAUUAUGAGGCAGACCACUUGGGUAUAAGGAACCAUGUUUGUAACAUUUGUGGAAAGGCUUUUGGUUACCGAAAUGCUAUGAUGAAGCAUCAACGGCAUGUUCAUAAGAGAGAGAAGUCUAUGUUCGGGAGGAUGCCAUCUUAUUUAGCUGAAAAUAAGCAGCAGCAAAAUAAUGAUAAUCAAUAAUAUGUAAAAAAAACUUUAAUAAUAGACUUUUUUGUAAUACAAAAAUUCACUUUAAAUGUAAUAUUCAGACGUAGGAAUCUGUGGGCCAAAAUUGUUUGACAAAUAGAGAAUUCCUGUAUUGAUAAACUCAAUUAUUGAUGCGAGUUCUAUAUACUAGUGAUCACUCAAGGGUUUGCUUGUAAAAAUAUGUUUUUAUUAACAGUAAAAAAAAUAAAGACAUUCACGAAGAAAAAAAUUGGGAUGGGUAAAAUUAUAAAAUUGUCUUGUCUUGUUUUAAAAAUGAAGAAGAGUAUAUUGAGUUAUUAUUUUAAAAAAAAUUUACUUUUAAUAAAAACAUAUUAUUACAAGCAAACCCUUGAGUGAUCACUAGUAUAUAGAACUAGCAUCAAUAGUUCCCUACCCUUACUCAAACAAUUUUGCCCUGCGGAUUCUUAUGUCUGGUAAUAUUAAAUAAAUCUUAGCAUAAUUAUCUUA